Messenger RNA from Polypterus senegalus (gray bichir), 2760 nucleotides. RefSeq names its product extracellular calcium-sensing receptor-like. The record is from RefSeq and is a predicted model, not a curated record. Bases 1 to 2760 code for a protein of 919 amino acids. Gene Ontology annotation, biological process: G protein-coupled receptor signaling pathway. NCBI's taxonomy places the organism in Eukaryota, Metazoa, Chordata, Cladistia, Polypteriformes, Polypteridae. The transcript has 8 exons. Gene Ontology annotation, molecular function: G protein-coupled receptor activity. Gene Ontology annotation, cellular component: membrane.
AUGGAGAAAGGAGAGCACACAAAAUGGCACAUUGCAGAUGGAGCUGCUUGUGUGAAAAAUAUACUGAUGCCAUUGCAACUGUCUGCAGAAGAGAUACUUUGGCAGCAAUGUUCAAUAUUGUCAAUAGCAGUAGCAAUAACAAGCACCAAGGAUGUUACAAGGAGGAGACAAGCAGCCAUUCACACCUGGGCACCAGUGUUCAGUGCUGUUCAUUGUGGUGGCAAUAGGAGAGGGACACACUUGUCCUGCCAACUCUGGGGAAAGUUCCCUUCAUCAGCACUAGCAAAGGAUGGAGAUAUUACAUUUGGUGGUAUUUUUACACUUCAUUACAAAGGAGCUACCCCUGAAGCAUCUUACAGUGCAGGCCCUCUGAAUCCUGGAUGUGUUGGAUUUAACUUAAGGGCUUUUCGAUGGGCACAAGGAAUGAUUUUUGCAAUUGAAGAAAUAAAUCAAGAUGAAUAUCUUCUGCCAAAUAUUACACUGGGCUAUAAGAUCCAUGACUCCUGUGCCAAUCCACCAGAGGCCCUGAGAGCAACUUUAAGUCUGGUCAAUGGAGAAGAAGACAUAAGCACUCUUAAUUCCACAUGCAAAGAUCGAUCGGUUGUUGCUGUGAUUGGCUGCUCCGGGUCAACUCAGUCCAUUACAAUAGCAAGAAUUCUGGGCUCUUUUGGGAUACCACAGAUAAGUUAUUUCUCUUCUUGUGCAUGCUUAAGUGACAAACAUGAGUUUCCUACAUUUUUUCGGACCAUACCCAGUGAUUACUUUCAAGUACAAGCUUGGGUGAAAGUAGUAAAACACUUUGGCUGGACAUGGAUUGGAGCAUUUGGCUCAGAUGAUGCAUAUGGCCAUUUUGGAAUUCAGUCUUUUUUAGAGGAAAUUAAAAAGAUUGAUGCCUGCAUUGCUUUUGCUGAAUAUUUUCCAGCUGUUUAUACUAAAGGCAAAAUACAAGAACAUAUUGAACUUAUCAAAAAAUCUAAAGCAAAAGUGAUUCUGGUUUUUGCUACUGAGAUUGAUAUGUACAUAUUGGCAAAUGAACUGCUUAAACAAAAUGUGACAGGAAUUGUAUGGCUGGCUAGCGAGAGUUGGGCCACUGCUGGACUCCUGUCAACCAAGGAAAUGUUUGGAACUCUUGGGGGUUUACUAGGACUUGGGAUUCAAAGAAGCACCAUUAAAGGAAUUAAAGAUUUCCUUCUUAGAAUCCAUCCUGCUGACUAUCCUGGAAAUGUGUACAUCAAGGAGUUUUGGGAAACCACCUUUAAAUGCACAUUGGCAUCCCAGAACUAUAACACGCUUCCAUACCCAGACAGAAAAUGCACAGGCUUUGAAAGUUUACAGUCGGUCACAAAUAUUUAUACAGAUGUCUCUCAGUUGAGAAUUACUUAUAAUACAUACAAAGCGGUGUAUGCAAUUGCUCAUGCGCUUCAUAAUGUACUGUUUUGUGAAAACAAUACAAAAAUAUGUCAUAGUGUUAAAGAAAUAAAGCCUUGGAAGGUUACACACAGCUUGAAAGAAGUUCAAUUUAAAAUAAAAACAGGUGAUGAAAUACAGUUUGACCAUAAUGGUGAUCCACGUCCUUCCUAUGAUAUAAUCAAUUGGCAGCUAGACAUUAAUGGUGACGUGCAGUAUGUAGACAUUGGGUUCUAUGAUGGCUCUGCUGAGGAAGGCUACGAGCUUACAAUUAAUGAAGAUAACAUCAUUUGGAAUGGAGGGCAAAAAAAGGUAAUAACGUCCUCGUGUAGCGAAAGUUGUCCACCAGGAACAAGAAAAGCAACUAGAGAAGGUGAACCAAUCUGCUGCUUUGACUGUGUUCCUUGCGCACAGGAUGAAAUCAGCAAUUCAACAGACUCCAUAGAUUGCAUUAGAUGCCCGUGGAAUCACUGGCCGAAUUCCAUGAAAAACACAUGCCUUCCAAAAGCAGUGGAAUAUCUCUCCUUCAGCGAAAUGAUGGGAAUUAUACUAAGUGCUCUUGGGGUUGCUGGUGCCUGCUUGACUGUGUUUGUGGCGGCAGUUUUCUUUCACUUUCGAAGCACCCCCAUUGUGCGAGCUAAUAAUUCAGAAAUCAGCUUUCUUUUGCUGUUUUCUUUACUCCUUUGUUUUCUCUGCUCCUUUUUGUUCAUCGGUGAACCAUCUCACUGGUCUUGUAAGCUCAAGCAUGCAGCCUUUGGAAUCACAUUUGUUCUUUGCAUUUCUUGUGUUUUGGGGAAGACGUUGGUUGUUAUAAUGGCAUUUAAAUCAACCCUUCCAGGUCACAACAUCAUGAAGUGUUUUGGGCCCUUGCAACAGAGGCUAAGUGUAUUUUUCUUCACUUUUAUUCAAAUAAUAAUCUGUAUUCUUUGGAUUGCAAUUUCACCCCCUUUCCCAUCAGAAAAUGCAAAAUAUUUUAAAAACCGUAUAAUUUUUGAAUGUAAUUUGGGAUCGGUGGCUGCUUUUUGCUUUGUACUGGGUUAUAUUGGAUUCCUCUCCAUUAUGUGCUUCAUUUUAGCAUUUAUAGGCAGGAAGUUACCUGAUAAUUUUAAUGAAGCAAAAUAUAUAACUUUUAGCAUGUUAAUUUUUUGCGCUGUGUGGAUAACAUUUAUACCAGCUUACCUUAGCUCUCCAGGAAAGUACACUGUGGCAGUGGAAGUAUUUGCAAUUUUAUCUUCCAGUUUUGGCGUACUGUUAUGUAUAUUUGCUCCUAAAUGCUAUAUAAUUUUACUUAGGCCAGAGACAAACACAAAAAAGCAUGUAAUGGGUAGGUCUAUCAGCUCUGCAAAAAUUUAG